AUGGCUGCUGCUGCUGACCGGAGCUCGAUGGACGUCGACAGCAAUGAUCCUCGCUUGUCGUCGUCCGCUAAUGGUGUGAAUGGAACGCAUGCCGAAAAGAGCCCUACCCCUCCUCCUCAUAGAUCAAAUGGAACAACCGCUGAGGCGGAUUCAUUCAAGUUGGCGGGAAAUAAAUUCUUCAAGGAUCGCAAUUAUGCUCGGGCUAUUGAAGAGUUCAGCAAAGCCGUUGAGAUUAACCCUAAUUCUUCCGUGUACCUGUCCAACCGGGCGGCGGCACACAUGGCCGCCCAUCAGUAUAUUAAUGCUCUCGAGGACUGUGAGCGAGCUCUCGAGCUCGAUCCGUCCAACGCUAAGAUUCAGUACCGCUUGGCCCGUAUCCUCACUAGUCUGGGCCGCCCGUCAGAGGCCCUUAAUGUCCUCUCUCGCACGGAUCCUCCCGCCUCGGCGACCGACCGUGCACCCGCUGAGAAGAUGAUUCGUUUCGUGACCCAAGCGGAAGAGACCCUGGCUCAGGAACGGGGAGUGUCGAUGGCUCUGUUCUGCCUGGACCAGGCGAGAGCGCUUCUGGGCAAUGGCGUUAAGGAGCCCCGCAAGUGGACCCUGAUGACCGCGGAAGCACAGCUGAAGAUGGCAAACGAGAAUUCGUUUGCUAAGGCACAGGAUAUUGCGAUGAACAUGCUUCGACAGAACAACCAAGAUCCUGACGCUCUUAUGAUUCGUGCCCGUGCAUUCUACGGUCUGGGGGAGACGGAACAGGCGCUGAAGACCCUUAAAAUCUGUAUCAGCUUGGAUCCUGAUAUGAAGUCGGCUAUCAAACUACUUCGUACCGUUCAGAAGUUGAUGCGCACGAAGGAAGAGGGCAACAAUGCCUUCAAGGCCAAGGACUACCGCAAGGCUAUCGACCUCUGGUCGCAGGCUUUGGAGGUAGACCCAACGAACAAGGACAUGAACGCGAAGAUCUUACAGAAUCGUGCUCAGGCACACAUCAACCUGAAGGAAUACGAUAACGCAGUCAACGACUGCUCUGAGGCCCUGCGGUUGGAUCCGUCGUAUGUCAAGGCACAGAAGAUACGUGCCAAGGCCCACGGCGGUGCUGGCAACUGGGAAGAAGCAGUGCGCGAUUACAAGGCCGUGGCCGAGUCCAACCCCACCGAAAAGGGUAUUCAGGAAGAGAUUCGCAAGGCUGAAUUUGAGCUCAAGAAGGCCCAGCGGAAGGACUACUACAAGAUCUUGGGCGUGUCUAAGGAUGCUUCCGAGCAUGAGAUCAAGAAGGCCUACCGCAAGCUGGCCAUCCAGUACCACCCGGACAAGAACCGUGAUGAUCCCCAAGGUGAUGAGAAGUUCAAGGAGAUCGGAGAGGCUUAUGAGACCCUGAUCGAUUCUCAGAAACGUGCGUCUUAUGAUAACGGUGAUGACCUCAUUGACCCAUCCGACAUGUUCGGUGGCCAUGGUGGCUUCGGCGGCUUCGGCGGCAUGGGAGGCAUGGGCGGUAUGGGUGGAAUGGGCGGUAUGGGUGGUAUGGGUGGCAUGGGCGGCACCCAUAUCAACAUCGACCCCAACAUCCUCUUUAACAUGAUGAACGGCGGCGGCGGCGGUGGAUUCGCCCAAGCCGGCGGAAACCCCUUCGGUGGCGGCCAGUCUCGCGGCGGAUUCCCUGGCGGAUUCCCCUUCUAA
Molecule: messenger RNA, 1674 nt
Organism: Aspergillus pseudotamarii
Lineage: Eukaryota; Fungi; Ascomycota; Eurotiomycetes; Eurotiales; Aspergillaceae
Product: DnaJ and TPR domain protein
Exons: 3
Coding region: 1-1674 (557 amino acids)
Molecular function (GO): protein binding
Source: RefSeq, a predicted model, not a curated record